AUGACCAACCGUAAGCAGCGCGCUUUCCAUUCUCUUCAUCUUUUCCGGGUCGCAAAGCCAUCUUUCGGGCCUCCAGUCAUCGCAAUCCUCCCCAAACGUCUCCUUGUCUCUGUGCGUAACCCACGCGCUCAUACCGACCAUGCGAGACCUGGAGGCCGCCGAGACGGCGUUGAGGAUGCCGGAAGCCCCUUCGUAGGCCGAGGUGGAGUCAAUCACGACAUCGAUGGGUACGGGGGAGAUAAGAUGGGUGAAGCUGCUCGGAUCGCUGACAUCGCCGAUGACGGGGAUGACCACGUUCUGGACGAGAGUUUUGGCUUUGGCAGGGGUGCGGACGAGACCGUGAAUGGUGUAGUUGCAGAGCGGAAGAGAGACUUGACGAGAGGGAGGCCAAGGUAG
This is a messenger RNA of Letharia columbiana, 396 nucleotides long. RefSeq lists its product as uncharacterized. NCBI's taxonomy places the organism in Eukaryota, Fungi, Ascomycota, Lecanoromycetes, Lecanorales, Parmeliaceae. The coding region runs from base 1 to 396 and encodes 131 amino acids. The record is from RefSeq and is a predicted model, not a curated record. The transcript has a single exon.